CGGCCAUAUUUGCCGGUGCCGCUCUGCUGUAAACAAAAAGUGUCUGAGAGAGACAGAGACGCUUCAGUGAAUUUCAGGACAUUUUUAUUUGUUUAAUUUAUAAUGUCUCUGGGAAUGUCUUACAAACCCAAUCUCCACCAGCACAUUCCGGGAACUUCCGUGAAUCAGGUUGGAAAUAUCCACUCUCCAUCAACAAGCUUAGCAACCCUGCAGUCUUACAGGCCAAUAGUGAAUGACUAUGGACCUCCAUCUUUGGGAUAUUCCCAGCUCCAGGGGACUAGCGGAACCCAAGUGCCUCAAAGCAAAUAUGCAGAAUUAUUAGCCAUCAUUGAAGAAUUGGGGAAAGAGAUUAGACCCACAUAUGCUGGAAGUAAAAGUGCUAUGGAAAGACUAAAGAGAGGUAUAAUUCAUGCCAGGGGACUGGUGCGCGAAUGCUUGGCAGAAACGGAGAGAAACGCCAGAUCCUAGGCAGCCUGCUACAGAAGCUUUGGAUGUCCUUCCCUUUAACAAUUCAUGUGCCGGGCUGUGGAACGGCUUCCAGAAAAUGUAAUAAUAAAAUAACAAUAAUAAUAAUAAUAAUAAAAUAUGUUGAUGUUUGGUCUAGGGAAUGCGUAAACUGAAUGCGGAAUACCAGUAUAGAAGAGAUACUUGACAAGAACCUCUUGGUUUUAUAUGUGUUCCCAUUUGGGAAUGACUGAAUCUCUUAACUGCUUGUAUAAAUGAAAAGUUAAAAAUGCAUGUUAGGUAGUGAUGUCCCGAAAUAAUUAUAGAAACUGCAUGACAUUUACAGGAGAAGCCUGUAGCACGGGACAUUUUAAUGAUUGAUUUGGAUCUUUUUAACACACUAAUGUAGUUAACAAGUCAAAAAGAAGGAUAGUGCCAAAUACACUGUAUCCCACACCAGAUUUGGAUAAACUGUUGUAAUAAAAAUGAUUUGCAUCUUUGUAUGUAUUUAUUACUCAGUGUAAUAAAACUUAUUUUCAUUAAA
This is a messenger RNA of Brienomyrus brachyistius, 988 nucleotides long. RefSeq names its product cyclin-dependent kinase 2-associated protein 1. Gene Ontology annotation, cellular component: nucleus; cytoplasm. The record is from RefSeq and is a predicted model, not a curated record. The coding region runs from base 103 to 468 and encodes 121 amino acids. The transcript is spliced from 4 exons. Lineage: Eukaryota; Metazoa; Chordata; Actinopteri; Osteoglossiformes; Mormyridae.